Messenger RNA from Lonchura striata (white-rumped munia), 500 nucleotides. It is a transcript of the gene MYL2, whose product is annotated as myosin light chain 2. Lineage: Eukaryota; Metazoa; Chordata; Aves; Passeriformes; Estrildidae. The record is from RefSeq and is a predicted model, not a curated record. Gene Ontology annotation, molecular function: calcium ion binding.
CCAUGGCACCCAAGAAAGCCAAGAAGAGGAUUGAAGGUGCUAAUUCCAAUGUCUUCUCCAUGUUCGAGCAGGCCCAGAUCCAGGAAUUCAAAGAGGCAUUCACCAUCAUGGAUCAGAACCGGGACGGCUUCAUCGACAAGGCAGAUCUGAGAGACACCUUUGCUGCCCUCGGGCGCCUGAAUGUGAAGAACGAGGAGAUCGAUGAGAUGAUAAAGGAGGCACCGGGCCCCAUCAACUUCACCGUGUUCCUCACCAUGUUUGGGGAGAAGCUCAAGGGUGCGGACCCGGAGGAGACAAUCCUGAAUGCAUUCAAGGUGUUUGAUCCAGAGGGGAAAGGCCUGAAAUCUGCCUACAUCAAAGAAAUGCUGAUGACGCAGGGGGAGAGGUUUUCCCAGGAAGAGAUCGAUCAGAUGUUCGCUGCCUUCCCUCCGGACAUGUCUGGCAACCUGGACUACAAGAACCUGGUCCAUGUCAUUACUCAUGGUGAAGAGAAGGACUAG